GCAGGGUGAGUGCUAUGAAGGAUCCUUAGGACGGAUAGGUGAGUACUAUGGUUCCGGUUAAGCUACGUCCCAAGGAUCCCGCAUAAGCACUGAUCAGAGAGGAAGAGGCGACGCCUCUUGUUUUUUCUGCCUAAUGAAGAAAAAGUCCAUAUUGAAAUGGCGUCAGUCACUGCUCGUGGUAUGACCCUUUGCAUCUUGGCGCUGUUAAACUUUGUCUUCGUUUUUAUAACCGGUGCAGACUUUGUUCGUUUUAUCUCAUUUCGAGCGAUAUAUCAUAACAUCACUGGAGAGUCGCCACUGUGUCAAGACUCUGUACCAUGGUCUGUAGCUUUGCGGGACAGCUCUGUUCUCAAGUCUGUGGUUGUGGAUCUGGGGCUUCUGGCUCUUUUUACUGUCCAGCACAGCCUAUUGGCCUGGGCUCCAGUCAAGCAGGCCUGUCAGUCUGUCCUGGGGGUACUGAACCGGGCUAUGUACUGCUCAACCACUGCUCUGGCUCUCCAGAUAUUGAUGCAUUACUGGCAGCCUGUGACGGAUGCACCCUGUCUGUGGUCAGUACGUAAUGCCCCAUGGAAUACCUGGUUCCCGCUGCUCUGUUUCACCCUGCACUUCCUCUGCUGGUCCAUCAUCUGCAGUAUACUGCUGAUAUUUGACUAUCCUGAACUACUGGGCAUCAAGCAGGUUUAUUAUGAGUGCCUUGGUUUGGGAGACCCUCUGGCUCUCAAGUCCCCCCGGGCUCAGCGUCUCUUCGCCCACCUGCGUCACCCCGUGUGUGUGGAGCUGGCUGUGGUGCUGUGGCUCCUCCCUGCCCUGCCCCUGGACAGGCUGCUGCUGGCGGGGAGUCUGUCGGCCUACCUGGCCCUGGCUCACUCCCUGGAUACGCAGGACUGUGCCUACCUCAGUGUCCAGCUGCAUAGCAAACUGCGGCUCUUCUCUUUGCCACAGGAUGUCACUGCUCAGAACAAUGACAACCACAAGCAAGAGUGAAUUGAAGUCAUGGGUGUUGUAAGCUAGGUUUCCAUCCAAUUGCCAAAACAUAAGAAUAUUCUUAAAAUCCACAUUAAAACAAUAUGCACAUUUUCACACCAAAGAUGUUUCCAUCAAAUUGACUUGUUGGGGAUUAAAUGCCUUUUGCGGUUAAAUUCCGAUGUACAGAAUAUUUUAAAUAAAAUAAAAAAAAGUUAAAUGGGUUUCCAUCGCAUUUUAAACUCUACUGAUUUUAUUCUCACACAAAAAUUGGCGUUAUACGGCGUGGACUUUACUCACAUAAAAAGGUUGGAUGGAAACCUGGUUAUAGAGAGCAAUAGUAAUGGCAUCUUUUUGAAGGCACUAACUCCGCCAUAGCUCGUUGGUCAAAGCCUAUGGGGAAAGGAAUGUUUUUUUUUUGUCUCAACGCCGAAAGUAAAGUCUGUGGUAAACACCGGUUUAGGUGAUCUUAUAGGUUUUGUUCUAUUAGAAUAUCUUCAUCAGCUAAUGUCAAUUUAUGUUAAUUUAAAGCAUUUAUGUAAUCAAAACAAGCACGUAAAUUCCAAUUUCCAUUGAAAAGUUUCCGAAUUGAAAAACAUUGGAAGAGAAUUGGCGUUAGGAUUUCAUUGUACUUUUUGAAAUGACUGGAAUUGAAAUGGAUUUGACCCCAACCCUGGUAAUCUCAUAGAACAAAAUGUGUAAGAUCUUCUAAGUCUGUGUUAACCUCAGACUCUAUUUCUGGUGUUUAUCCCAAAACCCCAUUCUUUCCCCAUUAAUAUCUCUUAUAGGAAUGGCUGAAUGAACCAAAGGUAACUCAUUUCAAUUUUUUGGGGGACUACAAGCUGGCGAGCUUUAUUACUACACAUACAUGAAUGGGAUCAGAUGGGUUGUUUGUAUGGCUGCACACAGCAAUUGACAAAAGUACACACUGCUGUUGUUUGUUAACUUCACUUGGUAGGGGUAACGCUGUUGAUUUUAGAAAAUGAUCAGAUUCAGAACGUCUGUAAAUAUAUCACCAAGAAUUUACGCAUAGCUUUUAACAUCAAUGUAUUUGUGAGUAAUUACUCAGAAUAUAUAUAUUUUUUUAUCUAAAAGAGUAUAUUUUUUUAUAGCCUAUGAACAUAAAAUUACAUUUUACAUUCCACCACCAAGUGCUAACUCAUAGAGAUCCUAUUAAAUUACUAGAAGGGCUAUGUCAUAAACCAUCAUACUUCCAGAAUGGUGUAAAAUGGCAGCCAUAUUGGUCAGGGAGAAAUCCAAACCUGUCUAACUGGAAUGAAUGGCAGUAGAGGUACAAUCCUGAUUUUACUUAUGCAGGAAAAUAAAAGUAAGGCAUAUGACAUAAGAAAUUGUGUAAUAGAAUUAUUGUCAACAUAAAUAUUGUCAUAAUUAUAAAUUCAGUUUAUACAGGGUUUCUACACAUUUUCUGUAUAAAUAGCCUCUAAAAUAUAUGUAAACAGACCAUAAAUGUCUCCUUCGGAAGCUGUGAGUUCUAUUAUAUGAUACAAUAUCAGUAGGCUACUUGUUGCAUUUACAACUUGUCUAAGUCCUAUCAUCAACUGAUUUCAGCUAGUCUAUGGUUGUGGGAUGUUGGCAUAUUGGCAGUUAAUUUGAGGAAGAAAAUCCUUCCGCUAAAACUGGCUGGCUACCUAGCUAACAAACACAGUGCAGAUAAAUUCUUUUUGACACUAUUUUAUCACUUCACUGGCAAACCAUGGUUGACCAACCAGUGGCGGUUCUAGACCAUUUCAACUGGGGGGGCCAAGCUGGGGCCAGUUGUGCUGUUAGAGGGGCCAGUUAUUGUUGUCAUAUCGUUUUCUUCACUGCAUUGCAGGCAUUAGCAGGCAAAAGACCAUGUUCAUAAUCAUCAUUUUUGCCACUGUCUAAUAACGGAUAUAACGGAUGUAAAAGAACGAUAGCAAACAUUUGAUGUAAAAAUGAUUUCAUACUCCACAUUUAGGGGGGCCACAAGGGGGUCCAUUGUUGUCACAGGGGCACUGCCCCCGCCCAGAACCGCUAGUGUGACCAACCUCCUGACAAAAAUGGUUGACCUAUAUCCCAUCAUAAGGUUCAUGGCCAUUCUAGUAUUCUAAUCAUAUAGGCCAACUGCUGUUCCACACUGUAUUAUUGUCAAAAUUGGAUUAUGUCAGUGCUACAUUUUGCUGUUGUCUUUCGUUUUUUGUAUUUGUCCUGUUCCUUUCCUAUGCCCCCCACACACACAUUCUGUCACAUUUUGAGGGUGUCUUUGUCUUAUCCUUUUCUCUCCAUCAUCAUUGUUUUAUUGCGCUGUGUCCUUGAUAUAUCCUUUGUGUUGCAGUAAAUCAAUGUAUAAGAACUUCAAUAGCUGAAUUCCUUCUAAUUCCAAUAGAUUCAUUGUAUUGUGAGCAUGGAUUAUAGGAGAGGAUAAGGUAUUCAUUGUUUAAUUAUUUUAUAUAGGUCUAAUUACAGUAUAUAUUUUUUUAACUACAUGGAUUCAUUUAAUAAGAUAUUAUAUAGGUGGAACUACCUUAGAGCAAACUGUUCAUGGGAUGCCAUAUUUUCAUCAGUUUGGUACCAACACAAGUUCUUUGUUACACUGGAACAAAUUAUAAGCAACUAAAACAAAAUAUCUCAAUAAAUGCAAGCCAUAAUGCA
Salmo salar (Atlantic salmon) is the source of this 3597-nucleotide messenger RNA. RefSeq names its product nurim (gene nrm). The record is from RefSeq and is a predicted model, not a curated record. Lineage: Eukaryota; Metazoa; Chordata; Actinopteri; Salmoniformes; Salmonidae. Gene Ontology annotation, cellular component: nuclear membrane.